Messenger RNA from Rotaria socialis, 546 nucleotides. Lineage: Eukaryota; Metazoa; Rotifera; Eurotatoria; Philodinida; Philodinidae. The record is from the annotation of a GenBank genome assembly.
AUGGGAAAACAUCAUGGAAAUUCUGAUGAUGAAGAUCUUGAUGAAGCUGAAUUUAUCGUUGAAAAAAUUCUCGAUAGAAAAGUUGUGAAUGGAGAAGUUUAUUAUUUUUUAAAAUGGAAAGGUUUUGGUGAUACUGAAAAUACUUGGGAACCUGAAAUGAAUCUCGAUUGUCCAGAAUUAAUUGCUGAAUAUCAUAAACGAGCCAAAAAAGCUUCUGAACCAGCUGAAGUAACAACUAUCAAAGAGUCAAAUAAACGAUCAAUUCGAAAUAGUUUUGAUCAACAAGAAUCAAUAACAGAAUCAUCGAAAAAAACAAAACAAACAGAAUCCUAUGGUUAUGAUAGAGGACUUGAAAUUGAAAAAAUUCUUGGUGCAACAGAUGUCUAUGGGGAAUUAAUGUUUCUAAUUAAAUGGCAAGCAACCGAAAAACCCGAAUUAGUUCCUGCUAGAAUUGCUAAUGUAAAAAGCCCUCAAUAUGUGAUUCGUUUUUAUGAAGAUCGUUUAACAUGGGCAAAUACGGAUGAAAAUCCGUUAGAUAAACAGUAG